Leptosia nina is the source of this 2580-nucleotide messenger RNA. Lineage: Eukaryota; Metazoa; Arthropoda; Insecta; Lepidoptera; Pieridae. The record is from the annotation of a GenBank genome assembly.
AUGUCUCAAUUACGUCCUGAUUGUGAUGAAAAUGGUAGUUUACAUAGUUUCGGUCUAAAUAUGGCGAAUAUUGCAUGUCCUUUACCGUAUAUCGCAAAGAGGGAGUAUGGCUUACUACCAGAUAUUAAAUCACAAUUGUUUCAUCAGCGGCUUAUAGCAGCUAAAAAUUUGUAUCGUCGGGAUCUAGUAUGCCAUUUUGGCUGUGUUAAUGCAAUUGAGUUUUCCAGCAAUGGCGAGUUACUUGUAUCAGGUGGAGAUGACAGGCGUGUUAUGUUAUGGCAAUUUGGUCAAGCUAUAUUAGACCAUGGCAAACCUGAGGCCAUGAAAGCUGUACAUCAAUCCAAUAUAUUCUGCUUGGGUAUCACAUCUGACAAUCAGAAGAUAUAUUCUGGAGGAAAUGAUGAUAUAGUUAUUGUUCAUGAUUUGGAAUACAAGUGCCCCAUGGAAGUUCUUCAGCAUCAAAGAGCAGUGUGCAGCUUAAGCAUUGAUCCUUUUAAUGAGAGAGUCAUUUCUACUGCGGGGAAUGAUGGACGUCUACUUCUUUUUGACACAAGACAGUCUGUUCACGAAUCCCUUGUGAUAGCUCGCAGUGUAAAAGAGUUUCAUGGUGUAAUGUUCCACCCACAACAAGUUGGAAUACUAGUUUCCGCCAAUGCUCGAGAUGGAGUGGCUUUAUGGGAUUUAAGAUCUCCUAAACACCCAGUGCUACGCUAUGUCGGCAAACAUAAUGGUUCCUGUCAAAGCAGCAUGAGCGUGCGGUUCAACCAAGCGGGUACGCAUAUAUUGGCGCUGCGUAGGCGCAUGACGCCCGUUUUGUACGCGGUUCACGCCCCGGAGCCAGUUGCCGAAUUCUACCAUCAAGACUAUUAUAAUUCCUGCACUAUGAAGAGUUGCUGCUUUGCGGGAAAGGGAGACGAGUUUGUGCUGUCUGGGUCGGAUGAUUUUAAUCUAUACAUGUGGAAGAUACCUGACUCCCAAAGUUUUACCACCAAUGGUGAAAUCGAUACAAUGGUUGAAUCACCACACAUAGUUCUCUAUGGUCAUAGAUCAAUUGUAAAUCAGGUGCGAUACAACAACCAUUACUGUCUUAUUGCUUCUUCGGGGGUAGAGAAAAUAAUCAAAGUUUGGUCGGCAUUGGAGUAUCCUCAAAUGCGGGGUGCUCUUUUGGAAGAAGCACAGGGAUCUGACAAUCCGCGUGAGAUUUACAGCCACGAAGACUACGUGUCACUCGUUCAUCAUAGCGGGCAAUCCAUAUCGCACAAUUACGCUGAGCAGUCGACGAGUGAAGACCUGCGAAUGAUGGCGUUCUUCGACUCGCUCCUUCAACGCGAGCUAGAGUGCUUCGCAGAGGAAACUGAUUCGUUGGACGGUUCCAGCUCUGCGUCGCCUGGUGCUCACGACUCCGACUCCAGUACUGAUCAUAUUGUGGUGGACCUUCUACCGCUUCCACCCAAGCGAGCUCAGUCAACCAAUAGAAGUCUAAGAUGUCCUAAUAGACUUGCACGGCUAGUCGCGUCGCGAUAUCCAAAGAGUUCAAGAUCUCAAAAAAGAGGUUGCUUAAGACGCAAUAAACAGUCUCGUACAUGCGUCAGCAAGUCCGGGAAGAGUUCUACUGGCGCUAGUUGUAAGGGCAAGCGCGCGGCAGUCCGUCGAGCUAGAGGGGUACGGCGAGCACCAUCGCGGACGCUAGCGGUGCCCGCUCGCUCCAGAGUAUCAGCUCCGUCUAGCGAGAGGACCGACUCGGAUGAACCAAUGCACUCAUUAUACAGAAAUUCCGGACAAAUCAUUCGACCUCUACGACGACGUUUAAGCCUCACUAGAUCGUCCAAAAGAAAAAACACUACAAGCGGCUUGAUAAAAUCAUUAAGGAAUAAUGGUAACACAACACAAGAAAACGGUGACAAUAACUUUUCAAACUUCGAUGACACAUUACCUAGUACGAGCACAGGAUACAGAGGGCAAAAUUCAUCGCUAUUUCGCAUAGCAGAAGUCGAUUCAGACGACGACCAAUCCGUAAGCAGUAGGCCGAUAUCUCCGAGAAUUCAACACACAAAUAACAUUCCUAACAAUUUAAUAAGCAUUAUUCCGACGCCAAUAAACGGAUCGAGGGAUUCCCUGGGAGAGUCCCUGAGCGUAGAGCCAACUCACUUUGCACCGCAAGAGACCCGUUUGCGAAUGAGUUUAAGAAGAACGAGACGUAACGGUAGGCAUCUUCACUGCUCAGAUUCGAGCGAAUCCCCCCCACCAAAAAACGCAGCAGAACGCGCAUCCACAUCAAACGCAAAUAGACUCUCCCCUAAGCCGGGAUUCAAUAGAAGUGUCGCACGAUUGAUGAACGAAACUAAUGAGAGUGAACUAGAGAGUAGUUGCAGCACAGAGGGUAGUCUGUGGCCCGCGCCAGACACUAUGGCCACCCCGGAUAGCGGCGUGGGUACAGUCGUAGGUAGCAGCACUAGAAAUAACCAAGUGCCCAACGAUGACGUAUCGGACGACAUCGAAUAUCAAGUGCUUAAGUUUCGCCAGCGUGUUAAAAAGGCGCGAAGGAAUUACAGAAAUCAUCUAGACUCGGACUCUAACUGA